CCAUCCCCCCCACGGCCGGCCGGUUCCAGCCCGCACCCCGCGUCCCUGCCCGCGCCCCCGCCCCGGGCCCCGCCAUGGGCCUCACGGUGUCCGCGCUCUUUUCGCGGAUCUUCGGGAAGAAGCAGAUGCGGAUCCUCAUGGUUGGCUUGGAUGCGGCUGGCAAGACUACCAUCCUGUACAAACUGAAGUUGGGGGAGAUUGUCACCACCAUCCCCACCAUAGGUUUCAAUGUGGAAACAGUGGAAUAUAAGAACAUCUGUUUCACAGUCUGGGAUGUUGGAGGCCAGGACAAGAUUCGACCUCUGUGGCGGCACUACUUCCAGAACACUCAGGGCCUCAUCUUUGUGGUGGACAGUAAUGACCGAGAGCGGGUCCAGGAGUCUGCUGAUGAACUCCAAAAGAUGCUGCAGGAGGACGAGCUGCGGGAUGCAGUGCUGUUAGUGUUUGCCAACAAGCAGGACAUGCCCAAUGCCAUGCCUGUGAGCGAGCUGACUGACAAGCUGGGGUUACAGCACUUGCGCAGCCGCACGUGGUACGUCCAGGCCACCUGUGCCACUCAAGGCACAGGCCUGUAUGAUGGGCUGGACUGGCUGUCCCAUGAGCUGUCGAAGCGCUAACCAGCCAGGGGCAGGCCCCUGCUGCCCGGAAGCUCCCGCGUGCAUCCCGGGAUGACCAGACUCCCGGACUCCUCAGGCAGUGCCCUUCCCUCCCACUCUUCCUCCCCACAGACAGGCCUCUGCUCCUGCUCCUGCCUGCAUGUUCUUUCUUGUCGUUGGAGCCUGGAGCCUCACUCUCUGGGCACAGAGGGGUCUGCUCUCCUGCCUGCUGGGACCUAUGGAAAGGGCUUCCUGGCCAAAGCCCCCUCUUCAGAGGAGGAGCAGGGAUCUGGAUUUCAUUUUGAUUUUUCUGUUUUGGAUGUACCCUUGGGGCCAGGUUGGGAGGGAAAAUGAGGGCUCCGGGUGGUGCUAUGAUGUGGAACUGGAUAUUGAGUAAUAAAUUUGCUGUGGUUUGUA
Jaculus jaculus (lesser Egyptian jerboa) is the source of this 1013-nucleotide messenger RNA. RefSeq names its product ADP ribosylation factor 5 (gene Arf5). Bases 75 to 617 code for a protein of 180 amino acids. The record is from RefSeq and is a predicted model, not a curated record. The transcript has 6 exons. Gene Ontology annotation, molecular function: GTPase activity; GTP binding. Gene Ontology annotation, biological process: vesicle-mediated transport; intracellular protein transport. Lineage: Eukaryota; Metazoa; Chordata; Mammalia; Rodentia; Dipodidae. Gene Ontology annotation, cellular component: plasma membrane; cytoplasm.